This is a messenger RNA of Talaromyces rugulosus, 4368 nucleotides long. RefSeq lists its product as uncharacterized. The record is from RefSeq and is a predicted model, not a curated record. Bases 1 to 4368 code for a protein of 1455 amino acids. The transcript has a single exon. Gene Ontology annotation, biological process: transmembrane transport. NCBI's taxonomy places the organism in Eukaryota, Fungi, Ascomycota, Eurotiomycetes, Eurotiales, Trichocomaceae. Gene Ontology annotation, molecular function: ATP binding; ABC-type transporter activity; ATP hydrolysis activity. Gene Ontology annotation, cellular component: membrane.
AUGAAGCUAUCCCAAUCCCCCGAGCCGGAGUCUCCUCCUCCAAGUUCAGAUGGCAGCACUUUAAACGAAUCCCGUUUUUCAACCCUCACAGUAGCCGGAACAACUCAUUUCGUCAAAAAUGAAGAACAUGUUGUCGAGCCAGUCGUCCCCAAACGUUGCUCAUUACCGCCUCAACCUUAUGAUGGUAGUGGCAUCACUGCGCUUCCCACAUCCCGAUAUUCAACCCUGAAACUACCUGGGUCUACCCAUUUCGUCAAAAAUGAAGAACGAGUUGUGGAACCAGUCGCCCCAAAUCGUUACUCAUUAUCACCAAAUGCCGCAAUAAAACUACCGAAAGAACCCUGGUACCGACGCAUGAAUCCUCUCAAAUGGGGCCCGGUCCCUCCAAUCCCAGAGACAAGGGAGGUCUCCCACGAAUAUAACGCCAAUUUCUUUAGCAAGGCCACAUUUCAAUGGAUGCAAGGAAUAAUGAGCGUCGGAUAUCGACGGCCAUUAGAGAUGAAUGAUAUUUGGCUAGUCAGCCCAGAGCGCCAAAUUGAUGUGUUAGCAGAACGUUUCGAUGCUGCAUUCCAAAAUCGCAUUCGGCAGGGUGCAACGAACCCACUCUUGAAGGCUCUGAACGAGACUUUCAAGUGGGAGUUUGGAAUGGCAGGCCUUUGCGUGCUUUUUGCUUCCUUAUGUCAAGUGUUGACACCUUAUGUAUUAAAAUAUUUGAUUCAAUCUGUCACUGAUUCAUACGUGGCUGGGGAAAACGGCGCCCACACCGGGUUUUCGAGACAGAUCGGAUUGGUGUUUACGAUCAUGAUUAUGCAGUUGAUCCAAAGUUCUGGCACGAAUCAAUUCAUCUAUCGUGGUUUCAUGGUCGGAGUACAGGCUCGUGCUGUCUUGAUCACUGUCAUAUUUGAAAAGACAUUGAGAAUUUCAGGCAGAGCACGCGCAGGAGCCGAAACAGACGAGAAGGAAGCUCCGACAAAGAAGAAGAAGAAGAACGCCAAGGGUGAUACUGACGAGGCAGGCUGGUCAAAUGGACGAGUGAUGAAUUUGAUGUCUACCGAUACUUCUCGAGUGGAACAGGCGGCUGGAAUGUUUCACCUUGUUUGGGUUUCCCCCAUCACUAUAUUUAUUGCACUGGCACUCCUCAUCGUCAACAUUACCUACUCAGCAUUGGCUGGUUUCGCGUUGCUCUUCUUCGGAAUCCCUGUACUUACAUUAACCAUGAAGGCUUUGAUCAAGCGAAGAAAAGGCGUCAACAGCGUCACGGACUCUCGGAUUUCACUGACUCAAGAAAUCUUGAGAUCUGUGCGAUUCGUCAAGUACUACGGAUGGGAAAACGCCUUUCUGGAAACUCUUCGGAACUUGAGGAAGCACGAAGUUGCUCUGAUCCAGAAACUACUGGCUUUGCGAAAUGCAAUGAAUGCCGUUUCUGUAUCCCUUCCUAUUUUCGCGUCCAUGCUCUCGUUCAUUGUCUAUUCGCUGACAGGACAUGAGCUUACUCCGGCCAUUGUCUUCUCGUCUCUUUCCAUCUUCAACUCGCUACGAGUUCCCUUCAACUUGCUUCCUGUGGUAAUAGGACAGCUGACAGACGCCUUGGCAUCUACCCGCCGUAUUCAAGACUACCUUCUCACCGAGGACCACCAAGAUCAAUCCAUCUGGAACGACAGAUGUCCCUCCGCUAUUGAUAUCCGGAAUGCAUCCUUUAUUUGGGAGCAAUCUGCCUCUAAGUCUCAGGGUGAAAAGGGUGAAAACAACGAGAAGACUAAGAAGGAGAAACGGGAUCGCAAGAAUGGGAAAUCAGGCGACAUAGAGAUGGAAUCACCUUCUCCUGCCGGGUCUUCCCCAUCUCAGGCGCCAUUCGGUAUCGAUAACCUUUCUUUAUCCAUUGGCCGCAAUGAGCUUGUCGCAGUCAUCGGCUCAGUUGGUUCUGGAAAGAGCUCAUUGCUGUCAGCACUGGCUGGAGAGAUGCGCCAGGACGGCGGCCAAAUGACAAUUGGAGCGUCAAGAGCCUUCUGUCCACAAUACUCCUGGAUCCAGAAUACCACCGUGCAGAAUAAUAUCUUGUUCGGCAAAGAGAUGGACAAAGCCUGGUAUGAAACUGUGGUCCAGGCCUGUGCUUUGAAACAAGAUCUAGCAAUGCUCCCUGGUGGCGAUCAGACAGAAAUCGGAGAGCGUGGUAUCACGCUCAGCGGUGGACAAAGGCAGCGACUGAACAUUGCCCGAGCAAUUUAUUUUGAUAGUGAUAUUGUCAUCAUGGAUGAUCCAUUAUCUGCUGUCGAUGCUCACGUUGGACGCCACAUAUUCGAGAAUGCCAUCUGUGGAGUUCUGCGAAACAAAUGCCGUGUUCUUGCCACACACAGACACGAUAUUCUCCCUCGAUGCGACAGGAUUAUUUUGUUGGACGAUGGCCACAUCAAGGCCAAUGGCACCUAUGAAAACCUCAUGAGAAACAAUCGCGAUUUCCAAGCACUGAUCGCCUCGUCGUCUGGAGCUGCGUCGGAAGAGCAAGAGCAAGAGCCCGUAGCAGUCCCGACUGAGCAAAAGGAGGCUGAACCCGCUGCCAAUGCAGCCUCCUCCAAGGACCCAGAAACCCUUAUUCAACAAGAAGAGCGCUCCACUACUAGUGUGGGCUGGAGUGUUUAUUCAACCUACAUCCGUGCGUCAGGCUCGAUCUUCUACGGAUUAAUUCCGAUUGUGCUGCUCGUGGUAGCCCAAGGGUCGAACAUCUUGACCAGCUUGUGGCUAUCAUACUGGACUGACGAUAGAUUCAGCCUGACCAAAGGUCAGUAUAUCGGCAUUUACAUCGGCCUAGGUAUUUUGCAAGCUGUCCUCAUGUUUGCUUUCUCUGUAUCCGUCUCGAUGCUCGCAACCACCGCGAGCCGAACAAUGACAAGCCGUGCCUUGGAUCGAGUUCUUAAAGCUCCAAUGUCUUUCUUCGACACCACGCCUCUUGGGCGCAUCACCAAUCGUUUCUCAAAAGACGUUGACACCAUGGACAACACUCUCUCUGACGCAAUUCGUAUGUUCCUCUAUACAGUCGUCAUGGUCCUCAGCGUUUUCAUCCUUGUUAUUUACUACUUCCAUUACUUUGGAAUCGCCCUUGGUCCUCUUCUCAUCUUCUUCUUUUAUGCUGCUGCCUAUUACAGAGCUUCUGCGCGCGACUUGAAGCGCCAUGAAGCUGUCUUACGAUCUGUCGUUUUUGCUCGCUUCAGCGAGGCUAUCUCUGGAACCUCGUGUAUUCGUGCCUAUGGCCAGGAAAAGCACUUCACGUCAAUUGUCCGACAGGCUAUUGACAACAUGAACUCGUCAUAUUAUCUCACCUUUGGUAGCCAACGCUGGCUAACCACACGCCUCGAUGUCGUUUCCAUUCUCCUUGUUGCUACCACUGGUAUUCUUAUCGUUACCUUGCGCAAUGUUGUUUCACCCAGUAUUUCCGGCUUGGUGUUUUCCUAUGUCUUAGCGAUCGUUCAAAUGACCCAACUACUUAUCAGACAGUUCGCUGAGCUUGAAACAUCUAUGAACUCUACGGAGCGAUUAGACUUUUACGGCACAUGUCUUGACCAGGAGGAGAAGGAAGACCCGUCUUCUCCCCCAGUGCAGGUGGACAGCUCUUGGCCUCAAAAUGGUGCUAUUGAUUUCGAUAAUGCCCAGAUGCGAUACAGGGAGGGUCUUCCUCUUGUUUUGAAGGGACUUGAUCUCAAGGUCGCCGGCGGAGAAAGCAUUGGCAUUGUCGGACGAACAGGCGCUGGAAAGUCAUCUAUCAUGACCGCACUCUUCCGACUGACAGAGCUGGCCGCUGGAAAAAUCAAAAUUGACGGUGUGGAUAUUUCGAAAGUACCCUGCCAUGAUUUACGAUCACGCCUUUCUAUCAUUCCUCAAGACCCAACGUUAUUCCAGGGUACUAUUCGAUCAAAUCUUGAUCCUUUCAACAAACAUCCCGACCUAACACUAUGGUCCGCACUUCGCGAAACUGGAUUAGUGAGGGACGAUAAUAAGAAUAGUGCAUCUCGAGUUCAGCUGGAUACUACAGUGGAAGAAGAGGGUCUCAAUUUCUCUCUCGGCCAGCGUCAGCUGGUUGCCCUGGCUCGAGCACUAGUCCGCGGCAGCAAGAUCGUGGUGUUUGAUGAGGCAACUUCUUCUAUUGACCUGGAAACCGACGAUCGAAUCCAGGAGACUAUUCGACGCAACUUCAAGGGACGAACGGUCCUUUGCAUUGCUCACCGUUUACGAACCAUCAUCAGGUAUGACAGAGUUUGUGUUAUGGAUAAGGGACGAAUUGCAGAGCUUGACACACCCUUUAAACUAUGGAGAAAUGGUGGCAUAUUUCGCGGGAUGUGCGAUCAAAGUGGCAUUGUCCAAGAUGACUUUUUUUAA